Messenger RNA from Planococcus citri (citrus mealybug), 1475 nucleotides. RefSeq lists its product as uncharacterized. The record is from RefSeq and is a predicted model, not a curated record. Lineage: Eukaryota; Metazoa; Arthropoda; Insecta; Hemiptera; Pseudococcidae. The transcript is spliced from 8 exons. Bases 271 to 1134 code for a protein of 287 amino acids.
CCACGUGGUACGAGUACGCAGAAAAGUAAACAAACAUUUUCUAUGUUUACAUUUUCCUUAUCAGUCUUGUGUGGUUGCUUACAUCAGAAAAGAUCGGUUCGUGAGUUGAUGUUGUUCUUGGUUCUAACUUUGGUUCAAAAUGCAAAUAAAUUCCUCAAUGUAUCGUCUCUAAAUUUGUGUAAUUUUUUCAUAAAAAAAAAAACCAUCCAAUUUGAACUUUGAAGAAAAUCUUGUUUAGUGUGAUUUUGUGUUGUUAAGUGGAAAGGAAAGAUGCAGGGAUCAUUCUUGAGCAAACCAUCUCUUUCGUACGUGAAAAAUUAUGGAUCAUCUUUAAUGAAACUGUAUGGUCAACGUUGCUCAGUCGUGUUAUCAGUUAGCAAAAUUCAUACACCAGCAGAAUUCAUUGAUCAUUCCAGAAACACAACACACAGGCAAUGGACCGACACCCAUCAGAUAUCAAAUGUGUUACCACAUUUCUGGAAUGGUACUGGUACUGGACUUGGUAAUGGGCAGUGCAAUAAGUUCAUUUCGUUUUCACCAAUGCCACUAAACCACGCUUGUCGUGUGUACAGCACAAAGAGUGGGAAUAAUUAUGACGAUGGGAUUGAUUAUAAGAAAAAAUAUUUCGACUUAUUGAACGCAAUCGAAAGAAAAGAAGCGGAAGAUGCGAGAAAUGAAGGGGAAGAUGCAAGAAAUGAAGAGGAAGAUGCAAGAAAUGAAGAGGAAGAUGCAACAGAGGAAGCGGAAGAAGCGGACGAUGCAACUUCAAGAGAGAAUGCGGAAAUAAUUGAAGAAAUACGUAAAGUAUAUCGCGUAUUGAUUGGUCCUGAAGUUUAUGACCUUAUGGAUCCUUCUGAAGCCGAUGAGAUAGGUCGUAAGCUGGUACAUAAACGUUGUCAAAAAGUCCCAAUUGGGGAAGAUGUAACAAAGGAAACGGAAGAUGCAAGAAAUGAAGAGGAAGAUGCAACAGAGGAAGCGGAAGAUCCAGAGAGGGCGGAAUUAAUUAAAAAAAUACGUAAAUUAAAUCGCGUAUUGAUUGGUCCUGAAGUUUAUGACCUUAUGGAUCCUCUUGAAUCCGAUGAGUUAGCUGAAAAGCUGAUAAAUAAAAGCGAAGCCACCGACGGUUGUACCUAAUAAGAAAACGCACGAAUGUUUUUCAACCGAGUGAUUUUGAUCGACGAACAGCGCUUAGGAAAAAAUGUAUUGGCCUUCAUCAAUUUCAAAAAUGAGAAGGAAAUCGCGAAAAUAAUCCGUAAAAAUGUUUUUCUCCCUCUUUUCAACUAUAGGUAAAUUUUUGUGUGUUUGUUAAAAAUACUUUUCAAUUUUAUUAUUGUCCAAGUUCCUAUCUGAAGAUUUUCAAACAUCUCGCUGAUACUGUGAUUCGUGAAUAUACUUUAUUGAAAUUUUCCAAUUGUGAGUUUUUAUCCUUCAACUUCAAGAUGAUUCUUUGGAAAAAAAUAUAUAUAUUUGCAAAA